AUGAUCAACAUGUUGACUCGCCUUGGCCUUUGGCAUAAAAUCGAAGAACGAGGUGGAUUAGAGGCAGACCUCAUUGGACUUGACCUGUCAAUUUGCCAACGACAGCUCAUGAGUAUUGCCAGAGCGGUGAUUCAUCAUAUCCAUACCGAUUCAAAGCUUGCUCUAAUGGAUGAGAUCACAAGCCACAUGGAUAGCGACACUGCUCGCUUAGCGCAGAAUCUUAUUGACGAAGUCUUUAAAGAUUGCACCGUGAUUGCGGUUGCGCAUCGCGAGGAGUCUUUGCCAACAUGGAUGCCAUACUUCGUCUGGACGCUAGUAAGAUGGUAUCUUUUGCUGAAACCGCAACGCUCGCAUCUGCGUCUGCAUUAG
Molecule: messenger RNA, 369 nt
Organism: [Torrubiella] hemipterigena
Lineage: Eukaryota; Fungi; Ascomycota; Sordariomycetes; Hypocreales; Clavicipitaceae
Source: the annotation of a GenBank genome assembly